AUGUCCGACUUUGAGAAUGAACUGCUAGACCUCGCAGAGGAUGAUCCCUCUAGGAAACACAAAAAGGCAAAGUCCUGCAAACGGCGGCGAGUGUCGCGUAAUUCCAUCACAGUUAUCGAUGAUUCCGACGACGAGGAACAGGAUAUGGAUAUGGACCUCGAGUCUGAAGAGGGCGAUGGUGCAGUACCUUCAACGAGUAAACCAAUAGUAAGGACUGCAAAACCAGGCAGUAGGAAUCCGUAUCCGCUCGAAGGAAAGUAUAUCGAUGAGGAUGACCGAGAACAACUGGAAGGAUUGCCCGAAAUCGAAAGAGAAAAUAUCCUCGCAUCCAGGUUGGAAGAAAUCCAAAAGCUCAAAGACGCCCAACAGCUCGAUGCUAUCUUCAAAAUGACUGCCGGUGGGGAGGAAGCUGGUGAUGAUGAUGACCUUCCCAGGAAACGACGAAAACACACCAGCGUGUCAAAGGAAGCUUCGCGUGCGAUCAAAGAUCUGAAGAACAAGCGGAAAGCCACGAGUGCCCGUGCCGCCAAACGGGCUGCCGAACGCGGGCUUCAUGGAUCCAACUCCGAACCGGCUACCGACUCUGAAGAAGGUCAAAUCUCCUUCCGAGACACCUGGCGUUCUCCCUCUCCUCGUCGAAGUCCGGAGAAGAAAAAACCCAUCAAGGCUCCCAAGGCAGCAGAUCUCGACGGCGUACCUCCAGAUCAUAGGGAACUGAACAGUGCCCGUUUGAGCCGAUACGAGAUAGUCGACAUGUUGUAUAAAGAUGGCUUCGAUGAGUUACUGAAGGGGUCUUACGUCAGAAUACCCGCCCCUGAUCCUGACCCCACCGGUAGACAGAAAUACAGAGUACAUAAAGUCAUCAACCUGGAGACAAACCCUGGCUUCGGCUCGUAUAAAAUUGAAUACAAAGGCCGUGAGAUCAAGGAAGACCGUGGACUUUUGUGUCAGUACGGCAGGGUCCAACGUGUGUUCAGGAUAGCCGACGUGUCGAAUGGAGAUAUCGACGAUGGCGAAUUCUCAAGGUUCAUGUCCACCAACCAUGCCGACAGAGUGGCCCCUCCCAAGAGAUCAGAGUUGUUGAAGAAACACGAGGACAUCAAGGCUAUGCAUCGGAGACCAAUGACAAAUGACGAAAUUUCCCGUCAAGUGGCAGCUCGUCGUGCUGCCAACCCUUCAUCUCAACGUUCCACUCUUCAAAUAGAAAUCUCGAACCUCAUCUCUUCACGUAAUCUUGCUUUGCGACGAAACGACUUACCCACUGUCGAACGUCUCAAUGCUCAGAUCAUCAGUAUGGGCGGAGAUCCCGAAACAGGCACUUUGGUAGAUGCGACGGACGAUUUAGGUGAAUAUGACGCAAAGAUUCAAAAGAUCAAUGAACAUAAUCGGAAGAGAGCGAAGGAGGCUACUUUGAAACAACAAGAAGCGGAGAGAGCGAGGAGAAGAGCGGAAGAGGCUACGAAAGCUAGGUGA
Molecule: messenger RNA, 1473 nt
Organism: Tremella mesenterica DSM 1558
Lineage: Eukaryota; Fungi; Basidiomycota; Tremellomycetes; Tremellales; Tremellaceae
Exons: 10
Coding region: 1-1473 (490 amino acids)
Cellular component (GO): Cdc73/Paf1 complex
Molecular function (GO): RNA polymerase II C-terminal domain phosphoserine binding; DNA binding
Source: RefSeq, a predicted model, not a curated record